Oncorhynchus nerka (sockeye salmon) is the source of this 1157-nucleotide messenger RNA. Its product is annotated as transcription factor LBX1-like. The coding region runs from base 159 to 986 and encodes 275 amino acids. The transcript is spliced from 2 exons. Gene Ontology annotation, molecular function: sequence-specific double-stranded DNA binding; DNA-binding transcription factor activity, RNA polymerase II-specific. Gene Ontology annotation, cellular component: nucleus. The record is from RefSeq and is a predicted model, not a curated record. Gene Ontology annotation, biological process: regulation of transcription by RNA polymerase II. NCBI's taxonomy places the organism in Eukaryota, Metazoa, Chordata, Actinopteri, Salmoniformes, Salmonidae.
CAAUAAAGUUUUCAGCCAUGUCGUGCAUUUGGUGACUGUAAUGUGACAGUUUUUUUCGAUAGGGUUCGAUAUUAUUUGAUAUCUGUGAUUGUUGUUUUCGUUGUUAGCAAUUCAAAAACAUUUUAAAGUUAGCUUGCGUAACAACUAACGCACUAAUAAUGACAUCCAAAGAAGUCGCCGAAUGUGACGCGGUCGAGAAUAGGAGGCGAAGUCCGUUGGACCAUCUUCCUCCGCCUGCAAACUCGAAUAAGCCACUGACACCGUUCAGUAUCCAAGACAUUCUCAACAAACCAUCCGUGAAACGAAGUUACACCAUUUGUGGGACAGCACACCUGAUUUCAUCGGCUGAGAAGCACCGUUCGUCCAGCAUCUCUGCUCUGGCCAACAGGGCACUGCUCACACAAACCUCACCACUCUGCGCCCUGGAAGAACUAGCCAGCAAAACCUUCAAGGGGCUCGAAGUUAGCGUGCUGCAAGCAGCUGAAGGGAGAGACGGAAUGACACUCUUUGGGCAAAGAAACACCCCGAAGAAGCGAAGGAAGUCCAGGACUGCCUUCACCAACCACCAAAUCUACGAAUUAGAGAAAAGAUUCCUGUAUCAGAAAUAUUUGUCUCCCGCUGACCGAGACCAAAUCGCCCAACAAUUGGGUCUAACGAACGCCCAAGUCAUCACGUGGUUCCAGAACAGGAGAGCCAAACUAAAGCGAGAUCUGGAAGAGAUGAAGGCCGACGUGGAGUCGGCCAAAACUAUAGGUGACGGUAUUGUGCCUCUGGAGAAACUCGCCAAGCUCGCUGACCUCGAGAAAUGCGCCAACGGAACGCUCGGACAUCACCCGCGAGCCGAUUCUCCCGCGCAGAGCGGCGGACGAGAGUACGAGCUCGCUCGCAAGCUGCGGAUGUCCCCCCUGUCGCCAUUUUCAGACCACACAACAAGUAAAGAAUGCUCAGAGGACGACGAAGACCUAGAAAUUGAUGUGGAUGACUGAUUGCGUAGUGGGAUAAUGAAAUACAAAAAUUACGACAAAAAGCAGUAACAAUCCUUACUACGAUUGUAAACUUUUCCCUGCUGAUAUUCGUACAUCAUCUCAGAACAUUUACUAGUCUGUUGUGUCUUUUGUAUCGGCACACAGAUAUUCACAGUAAGCAUGAACAGUACA